CCUCCACCAAUAUUUAAUAUUCAUCAAUUUUUGCGGUAAUGGGGAAAAAUGGAUCACAAUUAAAGAAUUUAAAAACGUCUAUCCGACAGGCGGAUUUGUUUAGCUCGAAACCUGGUCGUAAAAAGGGAAAAAAGAAAGGAGUAGAUUCUCGAGAAGACCGACAGACAAAAGUAGAUAAAAUCCAGUCAGAUUUUAAUUUGUUUGAUCGCCAAUUCACCAGAAGCAAAUUCGAUGUAGGCGGUAGACGCGUAAAAGGCACUGAAGGAAUUCCUGGUGUUAGCCGCAGUGUCGGUGAAGAAAUUCGAAAAAAGACGAUAGGUGAAAAACUUAAGAAAAAGAAUCAUGUGGGUGGAGUCAUUGAUCGCCGUUUUGGUGAAAAUAAUCCUCAUUUGUCCCUUGAAGAGAAAAUGUUAGAGCGUUUUAGCCGUGAACAACAACGCCGUAGCAAAAAAGACAUCUACAAUUUAGACUCAGAAAACGAUGUCUUGACUCAUGGAAAGAGGCCCAUUUCGGAUUUGGAUGAUUUUGAUGAACCCGAUCUAGCUUUGGGAGACGAGGAUGAUGAAGGCUUAAACAACGAAGUUGUUCGUCGCAUGCACUUUGGCGGCUUUGGAGAAGAUGAGCCUCAAGAGGAUGAAGGCGAACCGAAGCAAAAGAAGUCCAAGCAAGAAGUUAUGUCAGAGAUUAUUGCAAAGUCUAAGACGCACAAAGCUGAACGUCAAGCCGACAAAGAUGAGUACGAAGGAGAACGGGAGAGAUUGGAUGAAGAAAUGGAAGAUUUGCAAAGCGAGCUUUCGAACUUUAGGAAAGAAGCAAAACGUAAACAAGCUGCGAAAAAUCAAGCUUUACGGCCUUCAGAUGCGGAUUCUCGGUAUGAUGAGUUCGUCCGAGAAAUGGUAUUCGACCGACGAGCACGCCCUUCAGAAAGAACAAAGACAGAGGAAGAACUUGCUCAAAUUGAAGCUGACCGCCUACGUGAGCUUGAAGACCAACGUCUUACGCGCAUGCAGGAUGAUGAGAUUGAUUAUCCUGAAGCGGAAGCUGUGGAAACAAGCUCUAGGGCUACUGAUAAUGUUUUUGGUUUUGGUAAGGGUCUAAUGUUGGAAGGUGAAGAUGAAGAUGAAGAAGAAUCAAUGGAAUCAUCUGAUAGUGAAGAAGAAUGGACAGGUAUUGAGGAAGGCCCAAAAGAGGCCGAUAACGCAAAAAACGACGAGAAAAAGGUCAAAGAACCUUACCAAAGAAAGAUUUCAGAUGGUAAGCCUACGAAGAGAGCAUCACUUGCUUAUACCUAUCCUUGUCCUACUUCACAUAAAGAAUUUCUGGGUAUGAUACAAGGCUUAAGUAUGGAGGAUCAAGUGACCGUUGUUACGCGUAUUCGUACGCUUUAUCAUGUUAAGCUACAUCCCGAAAACAAAGCUCGUCUGGAAAACUUUAGCGUCGUACUUCUGCAACAUAUUCUUUAUUUAUCAAAGCAGUCCGAAGCACCUAUGGAGAUUUUAGAGAUAUUGGCUGACCAUAUGGUGUCCUUGGGACGUCAAUUCCCUGAAACAGUUAGCGUUUCUUUUAUAUCUGUCUUGGAAGGAAUGCGUAAUCGUUUACUUCGAAGCUUCACAGAUUCUGAUCUCAAAUUCCCUGAUACACAGGAUCUCGUGUUCUUUAAUUUAGCUGGUUCGGUUUUCCCUACGUCCGAUAGAAAACAUAUUGUAUUGAGUCCAAUGAUUCUUACGAUGUGUGAAUCAUUGAGUCAAUCGCCUUGGAGUACACUUCCUGAUCUUUGUAGGAAACUAUACUUGGCGAAUAUUCUAUUGAAGUAUCAGCGUCUUAGUCAUCGCUAUAUACCCGAAGUCAUAGUCGUUCUUGGCCAAGUUUUGUAUCUCCUUUGCCCUGAUAAAAUAAAAAACAUUCCUGGAACUUUUACUGUUCCUGAUAGCUUCCCCGAGAAGCGUAAAGCCUUCGGUGUUCAAGAUAUAUCUUUAGACGAACCUCACAAGUUGCGUCUUACCGAUUUAGCAUCCGUUCCUCUUUCAAAUCUUCAAUCAUCGAUGAUUAUGAUUACGCUAAAUAUUGUUAACUUAGCACAGAAUUUAUAUGCUAAGGAAAGCGCAUUUUUGGAAAUAUUUGAACCGAUCUUUGCUUUACUCCAGCAUUACCAAUCUAAGAAACAAUUACUUCAUAAAACUUUAUCAGAAAAGGUAACACAGGGUGUAGAAAAAUUGGCUACGCUGCUUGAGUCUGCCAAGAGGGUGCGUAAACCUUUGACUUCACAAGCGCACAGACCGGUGGGUAUUGCUAGUCAAUUACCUAAGUUUGAAGAAGGUUACUCUGUCGACAGAACUUCUUAUGACAUUGACCCUGAAAGAGCAGAACGUAAUAAGCUUCGUGCUCAACACCGGGAUGCUAAGAAAGGUGCUAUUCGUACACUUCGCAAGGAUGCGAGAUAUAUUGCACGUGAAAGACAAAAAGAACAACGUUCGAAAGACAAAACAUACAACGAGAAAAUGGGCAAACUUCACAAUCGUUUGCAGCACUUUGAUCCAGCUGUAUAAAAAUCGAAAAAGGCAAAUUUUGGAAGGCCGCUAUUUCAUAGAUAAAGUUUUGGGAUUUUGGUUAACAUAGGGUGUUAAACAUAACUUAUGGAUUAGAUAUUAAUAAUAUGUGUAAACAUUUUUCUUUCAGUACGGUCA
This is a messenger RNA of Schizosaccharomyces cryophilus OY26, 2684 nucleotides long. Its product is annotated as U3 snoRNP protein Nop14. The record is from RefSeq and is a predicted model, not a curated record. The transcript has 2 exons. Gene Ontology annotation, cellular component: Noc4p-Nop14p complex; nucleolus; small-subunit processome. NCBI's taxonomy places the organism in Eukaryota, Fungi, Ascomycota, Schizosaccharomycetes, Schizosaccharomycetales, Schizosaccharomycetaceae. Gene Ontology annotation, biological process: maturation of SSU-rRNA. Bases 39 to 2546 code for a protein of 835 amino acids.